Molecule: messenger RNA, 4854 nt
Organism: Oppiella nova
Lineage: Eukaryota; Metazoa; Arthropoda; Arachnida; Sarcoptiformes; Oppiidae
Source: the annotation of a GenBank genome assembly
CGUUUGGACGCCAUUCGAGACAUUCAUCCGUCGGUUAGAGUUAUUGAGAGACACAUCGAGAAUGUGUUCCAACACUGGAGACAACGGAUAGGAAUUCCUAAAAAGGAUGACUCGAAAGCACUGAUACGUCCUGUGAUUUUGCGUAAAAGACGCGAACGCGUGAAGUCGACCUCUAAUUGGGAUUUAUUGUACUACCAGUUCCUCAAAGAUCACUCCAAACCGGAUCUCAUCUGGAAUUACAAGACUAGAGAAGAAUUGCGCGAUUCGUUGGAGAAUGAGAUGAGAAUAUUCGUGUCCGACAAAGAGUUGUGCGGAAAUCAGUCCAUCUCUUGGAAUCACAACGAAUUCGAAGUCCAAUACCCCUCUCUUAACGAAGAGAUCAAAAUCGGUUUCUAUUACCUGAGACUACUUCUCGAAGAGGACAGCGCCAGCGGUGAAACCAAUCUCACCGACAGACUCUUCAUUAAGAAUCCCAACGAGUUCUUCAGUGAUCUCUACCAUCGGUUCUUAUUGACCACAAAGUCAACGAUGAAAGGCUGUUGUCUUCAGGCGAUGUCUAUAGUCUACUGCGCGUACAGCGAAGAUAUCGGUGCCUUCAAUGACACAAAGUUUAUAGUCUCGAUGCUGGAGAGGACUUCCGAUAAGACAGAAAGGGAUCGACUCUUGAUUUUCAUAUCAAAACUUAUUGUCAACAAACGUAACGCCAAAGAAUUCGUGGACUCUGGAGGUGUUCGAGUUUUGAUCGAUUUGCUCACAUUAGCACACCUUCACAUCAAUAGGGCUACUGUUCCCACACAAACCAAUGUGAUCGAAGCGUCGCCAGAGAUCAUGGCUAUGGGCUCAUCAGAGAAGGAGUGGUAUAUCGGGGACGCGGAACGCGAAAAGAAGGGUCCCUUCAGUUUUGCUGAGAUUAAAGAACUUUGGGCUAAGAAUACAGUGAUUAGUCCGAAGACAAAGUGUUGGGCCCAGGGGUUGGAGGGCUGGAAACCGUUGAUACACAUCCCGCAACUCAAGUGGACACUAAUCGCAUCGAAUAAUCCGAUUCUGAAUGAAAGCGAACUCUCAAUACUUAUACUAAACAUUUUGAUCAAAAUCUGUGAAUUAUAUCCGAGUCGUGACGGCGACAACGCUAUCGUCCGACCGCUGCCUAAAGUGAAGCGAAUUCUGUCCGAAGGGACAGUUUUGCCACACAUUGUCCAACUGUUGCUGACCUUUGACCCGACAAUUGUCGAACGAGUGGCCACAUUGUUAUCGCUGGUAAUGCAGGACAACCCACUGCUGCCCCGACUCUACCAAACGGGACUCUUUUACUUCAUCCUAAUGUACACCGGAUCUAAUCUGUUGCCAAUCGGACGUCUCCUACACAUCAGUCACGGGGUGCAGGCGUUCAAAGCGGACGACAGCUCAGCCAACGCGUCGAUUCUGCAGCGCUCGGUAUUGGGACAGCUGUUGCCCGAAGCCAUGAUCUGCUACCUCGAGAACUACGGCCCCGAAAAGUUCGCGCAAAUAUUUUUGGGUGAAUUCGAUACCCCGGAAGCCAUUUGGAGUACAGAAAUGAGACGACUUAUGAUCGAAAAGAUUGCUUCACAUAUCGCCGACUUUAGUCCCAGACUCCGGUCCAAUACCCGGGCGUUGUAUCAAUACCUACCGAUACCUCCCAUACAAUACCCUCAGCUCGAGUUCGAGCUCUUCUGUAAUAUAUAUUACUUGAAAAACUUAUGUGAUAUCCAACGGUUCCCCGAGUGGACCAUCAAAGACCCGGUGCAGCUCUUGCGGGAUGUGCUCGACCUCUGGAAAGUGGAGAUCGAGAAGAAACCCAACUCUAUGUCCGUUGAGGACGCGUUCGCAGUGUUAGGUUUGGGUCGACUGCAGGCCGAGGGCCAGGAAUUUGACGAGAACUCCAUCCGGAAGGCAUACUUCAAAUUGGCCCAAAAGUAUCAUCCGGAUAAGAACCCGGAGGGCAGGGAUCGGUUCGAGGAAGUGAACAAAGCAUAUGAGUUCCUGUGCAGCAAAAGUGCACGUAAUAAGUGCAACGGACCCGACCCUCAGAACAUUACUCUUAUACUGAAAGCCCAGUCCAUUCUCUUCAGCCGCUACUCCGAGCCCUUACAUCCAUACAAAUACUCGGGAUAUCCGAUGCUUAUAAAGACACUGCAAUUGGAGACAUACGACGAACAGCUCUUCUCGAAGCCGUACCCACUGUUGCCCAACGCCUGCGAAACAGCCUUUUAUACCGUCAACUGUUCGGCGCUCAACGCUGAAGAGCUUCGACGCAACGGCGGACUCGAGAUUCUUCGCGACGCCUUCACUCGGUGUGUGUCCGUACUGUCGGCCUCUUCCAAGUUGACAGACGUCUCAGUGGAGGUAUGCGUUCACAUCGUCCGGUGCUUUACAGUGAGCGCGUCGUUCCCGGCCUGUCGUCAGAGGCUGUCGGAGAUGCCGUCCGUCACCAAAGAUCUCUGUCGUAUACUUUAUUACAGAAAUGUGACGAAACUGUGUUUAUGGGCCGUCGACUGUGUGGCCGCCUUCUCGGCCGACCCCAACCUUCAGCUCCAACUCUUCAAAUCGGGCGCUCUCUUCAGUCUAUUAUUGUUUUUAUUCAAAUACGACUUCACGUUAGAAGAGGGAGGCGUCGAGUCGAGCGAGGAGUCUAACCAACAGGAAGUGGCGAACCAAUUGGCGAAAUCAAGUUUAGUGGGCGCCGCCCGACUCGCCGAAGACCUGUCCUCCAAGACUGAAGGCCUCGACUCGCAGUUAUAUCCGUUGAUACGCCGAUCGACGCUCUGUCUGUUGACCCCGUAUUUGGUGCGACAGUUGGGACUCACGAGUACUACCGAUGUACUGAAGACGUUGAAUAGUAAUAUCGAGAACCCGUACCUCAUUUGGGAUAACUCUACCAGAGCUGAGCUCACAGACUACUUGGAGACACAACAAAGGGAGACAAUGAGAAGCGGCGAAUGUCCCGAUCCUUCCUAUGGCUCCACAUUUGAGUUCUCCAGUCAUAAGGAAGAGCUGAUUGUCGGCGAGAUAUUUGUCCGCAUAUACAACGAACAGCCAAUGUUUCCCUUAGAAAACGCCAAAGGAUUCACAAUCGAUUUGAUCGACUACUUGGGCUCUCAGGCCCAGUACCUCCAGUCGGCGCUUAAUCUGGUGUCAAACUCUACGGGAAGUGUAAACAGCGAUCGCAUGAAUAACAUUAAGAUGUGUUUAUUAGCUCUCAAUAACGUUAUCGUUCACAACAACGGCGUUGAGUUGCAAUGCAUCGGACACUUCAAACUGUUGUUCAGUUUACUCCGUUUGGAUCAGAUGUCAGACCUGCAGACACAGGCCGUCAACGUGAUCGCCAGUGUCUCCGGCAAUCAGGAGUGCGUUCAGGACAUCGCGUCAUCCGAAGUGUUGGUCUAUUUACUAAUGGUUUUGCGUCCGACUCAACAAACCACUGAGUUUGCCAAACAGUUGGCCGUAUUGACAGCACUAACACCUCUUAUGUUUAACACACGACUCAUUAAAGAGGCGCUAAGUAAGGGUGCGAUCCUAUAUCUACUCACUCUAUACACCAGUUCCACGAAUUUCGAGGUCAGAGAGAAGUCGGCAGAACUGUUGUCCAAAAUGACGAGCGAUAAGCUGAAUGGACCCCGAAUUAAGUUAGUUUUGACCAAAUUCUUGCCCUCACUAUUCAUCGACGCCAUGAAAGACUCGCCCCAAACAUCUGUCCAUCUGUUUGACGGCACCCAAGAGAACCCGGAGCUUAUAUGGAACGACUCCGCCCGCGAUUGUGUCUCUCAGACACUGAACCGAAUGUGCGAACAGUUAUACAACGAGCAGACGAACAACCCGUCCUCUGUCUGGAAGAUUGACAACGAUUUUGAGGUGAAACUGCCCGUCGGUUUCGGCGAAUUCGUCAUCGCAGGGGUUUAUCUGCGGCUAUACGUUCAGAACCCCAGUUGGGUUGUCCGUAAGCCCAGGGAAUUCCUCACAGAGUUGUUGGACAGCGCGAAGAUUCUGAUGGAAAAGGAGGAGUCCACUCAGGUCGAUAAGUUAGAUCUCGUGACACACGCCGUCACCUGUCUAUUGCAGGCGCAGACGGCACUCCUGGACUCGGUUCCAGCCAUGGGUCACAUCCAGUCAUUUGUUAAUAACUUAUCGAAUCGACGCCACGAAUGCAUUCCUCGAAGUUGUCUUCAUAUUCUACGACAAUUCACGGAAAACCGGACGUGUAUUGAGUCGAUGAUUGGCUGCAAGUAUCUGUUGACACAAAUAUUCUUCGUCAUCAAAACAUAUGAGACAUUAACGGACAUCUCGUGCGAGACGUUGAGUAAAUUGUUUCAAAUCGAUACCAUCGAUGAAUUGGUGAAUCAGGCGAUUAAGACUGAGCUGAUUCACCAUCUGUUGAAACUGUUGGACUCCAACCAAUCACAACACACGAGUUCAACGAAAGCACAAGUCGUCCAAAUACUGAAGCAUAUGCUGAAGAGCGGCGCUUAUGGACAACAAGUGAACGAACUUUUGGACAAAUCGAUGGUUUGGUCCGAAUUUAGGGAUCAAAAGCACGACUUAUUUAUUAGUAACUCUCAAAUCGCUGGAUAUCUAACCGGUCCAACCGUUCAAACGGCCGGUUACCUGACACAGGGCUCAUCAGUGAACGCCAUGCCAUCCUCUCCGCCACCCCUUUAAAAGCAAUCAAUUACUCUCUGAAAGCCUUUUUCUAAUUCUUUUAAAAACACUGUAUUUUAAGCGCCGUUUAUCGCGAAAUUGUAUGAAAGCUGUUAUUAAGAAAAUUAUCUCUCCUUUUAAUAUAUUUAUAAAUAAUAUAUAUAUUUGUUAUUUAAUAAAUUGAUUAUUAUAUUUAUAAUU